Molecule: messenger RNA, 2437 nt
Organism: Aspergillus ibericus CBS 121593
Lineage: Eukaryota; Fungi; Ascomycota; Eurotiomycetes; Eurotiales; Aspergillaceae
Product: putative potassium transporter
Exons: 9
Coding region: 171-2258 (695 amino acids)
Biological process (GO): intracellular potassium ion homeostasis; potassium ion import across plasma membrane
Cellular component (GO): plasma membrane
Molecular function (GO): high-affinity potassium ion transmembrane transporter activity
Source: RefSeq, a predicted model, not a curated record
CCCCCCCCCCCCAGCCGGAUUUCCGCCUCCGGCAUCACCUCGAAUUGAACCUUGUGACCUCGAAUUAUUUCCGAUUUCUGUGGGAUUGAUCUGCACCUGCAGGCCUGCUGUCUGCUCCACUUGACUGACCUGAUCCGCGGGGCUUCGUGAAGCCCGCGGUUCCUGUCAGCAUGCCUCCUCACGGCUGGCGGCAGCUUCUCGGUAGAAGCGUAAUGGCGGUGCUUCCGCCAUUCAACUUCCUUACGCUUCACUAUGCCUACUUUAUUGCGACGCCGCUUAUCUGUAGCGCCAUCUUUUGGGGCUCCGCCACUCCAUCGCGCAGCAUCUCAUACGUUGACUCCUUAUUCAUGUGUGUCAGCGCUAUGACAGGUGCUGGCUUGAACACCGUCGAUCUUUCUGCCCUGAACUCGUUCCAACAGUCUAUUCUCUUCGCGCUCCUCUUCUUGGGACACGCUAUCCUCAUCUCAAUCACGGUGCUCUUUGUCAGGAGGAGCGCUUUCCAAACCAAGUUCAAAGGCAUCUCGCUAGAGCGUGCACGUAGGAGACUAGCUCAACAUAUGAUGGGACACGGUCCCUCACUUGGCCCCAUCCAAGAGGGAGGCGUCAGCGUGGAUCAACUUCAGUCGGAGAAGUCAGUCGAUGCUGGUUAUGGCGUCAAGCCGACAGUGACAGCAGAGGCUGCACCUGCAGAAAGCAGCAACGAAGUUUCAGAUGAUGACCCUUUUCAAUGGGUUGACGAUGACCAAGUCACGCUCGGCCAAAUGAAGGCACGCCAAAACCAUCAUCACCAUCGGGUAUUCCCCAUGGUGGGCGUUGGGGCUCGACUUGAUUUGAACAAUCAUCCCCGAGAUGCUACGCCAAGAUUGGCACAGAGCGAAGAAGACAGUUUGCCUGCUCUUAAGGGCUUCAUCAAAGGAACCCAGAAGUACUUUAAGUCGAAGGGAUCCAUCGCGCGGAACUCUCAGUUUUACGGACUGACGCCUGACGAGCGGGAGAGAUUGGGAGGCGUGGAGUAUAAGGCAAUCACCUUUCUGCUGGUGAUAGUCGCUCUCUACUGGGUGCUAACUGUCCUUGGCGGUAUCAUUGGGAUGGGUACCUGGUUAGCAGUGAACCACCCGGACAUCUCUCGCACGAAUGGCUUGUCACCUUUCUGGACAGGCGCGUUCUUUGCUGUUUCCGCCUUUGUAAACAGCGGCAUGUCGCUCUUGGAUGCCAACAUGACUGCAUUUCAGACGAAUGCGUACCCGUUGCUCACCAUGGCAUUUUUGAUUCUUGCUGGGAACACGCUUUACCCUUGCAUCCUACGGUUCAUUAUUUGGGUCUUGCGCUGCCUGCUUCCAAAGACGCCGUCGUGGGCUACGUGGAGAGUUACGCUUGACUUUAUCCUCGACCAUCCCAGAAGAGUAUACACGAACCUCUUCCCAAAGCGACACACAUGGUACUUGUUUGGUACCAUCAUCAUUCUGAACGCCAUUGAUUGGGCCGGUUUUGAAGUCCUUUCAAUCGGAAACAAGGAAAUUGAGAGUUUGCCCAAGGGCUACCGUGUCUUGGACGGAUUGUUCCAGGCUUCCGCCGUACGUGCUGGAGGUUUCUACGUUGUUACUAUUUCUGAUCUCCGGCAGGGACUGCUUGUUCUAUAUGUUCUCAUGAUGUACGUGUCAGCAUACCCUGUGCUGCUGACCAUGAGAAACACAAAUGUAUACGAAGAGCGCUCCUUGGGAAUCUACGCCCACGACAAUACGGAUGACGAGAACGAAGGAAACCCAUCCCCCAACAUGGCCAUCCAACUGAUCAGACACCACCUCCUUGGGCGACAAGAUGCAUCCACCCCUGAAGCAUCCCGCAGCUACUUCGUCCACCAACAACUGCGCUCCCAACUAAGCCACGACCUCUGGUGGAUCGCGCUCGCCGUCUUCCUCAUCGCCAUCGCCGAAUCAUCCAACUACAACCACAUGCCCGUAGCCUACUCGACCUUCAACAUCAUCUUCGAAGUCGUCUCCGCCUACGGUUGCGUCGGCAUCAGCGUGGGCUUCCCCGGCUCGAAUGCCUCGUUCUGUGGCUCCUGGCACGCCAUCAGUAAGCUGAUCCUGGCUGCGGUGACCCUCCGAGGCCGUCAUCGUGGUCUUCCGGUCGCUAUUGAUCGGGCUGUCAUGUUGCCGAAUGAGUCGCUUGAGUGGGCCGAAGAGGAAGAUGCGGCUAUGCGGCGCGAGCAGUCUCGUGCUUGGGGUAUUGAUAAGAUGCCCGUGGGAUCCGUUUAGAUCCUUACUAUGACGCGAUAGAAUAUUGACUUGAACAUGGAGUGUACAGCGGAAGUGUCGGUAAAUAAGGGGACAUAGAGAUAGAGUGGUUGAUACAAAAGUUUUUUUUUUUUCUGGUUGAUUAUCGUCAUUGCCAUUUUGUGUGUGUUUUCGGUUUGUCAUUCUGUUUUGUGAGUUGU